UACGUGGCAAAGCAAGUGCACGUUGACAACAAACGUAAAUUCCGACUUGCAGUCAUGGACUUGUUACAUAUUUUGUCUUGUUUAAUUGUAUGUUUGGCAUCUUUUAUACCUGUAGAAAGUUAUUUUAUUAAUAUUGAUGCGCAUGCUGAAGAAUGCUUCUUCGACAAAGUGACGUCUGGCACCAAAAUGAGCCUCAUGUUUGAAGUGGCAGAAGGUGGUUUUUUGGAUAUAGAUGUAAAGAUAUAUGGUCCUGAUAACAAAGUUAUCCAUGCAGGAGAUCGAGAAUCAAAUGGCAAAUACACAUUUGCUGCUCAUAUGGAUGGAAUUUACAAGUAUUGCUUUAGCAACAAGAUGUCCACUAUGACCCCCAAAAUAGUGAUGUUCUCGGUUGAUAUUGGAGAAAAACCAAAAGGCCAAGACAACAUGGAAACUGAUGCUCAUCAUAACAAGCUAGCAGAGAUGAUUAAUGAGCUGUCCACAGCUUUGACUGGCGUGAAACAUGAACAAGAGUACAUGGAAGUUCGUGAAAGAAUACACAGAGCUAUUAAUGACAACACCAACUCUCGGGUAGUUUUGUGGGCUUUCUUUGAAGCUCUCGUUUUGGUGGCGAUGACGCUCGGACAGGUGUACUACUUAAAGAGAUUCUUUGAAGUUCGACGUGUGGUGUGAUAGGACAGUUUACAAUUCAUCUCAUUACUCUACUCACUUCCUUACGCUGUCAUCAUCAUCAUCAUCAUUUGAGUGAAAGGUCGUUGUGCAUGGGUUCCAGCAUGCUAUGCCAAUCCUGUGAUUUUUCCACUGACUACCACACAUCAUUCACAUCUUAUGCAGAAUUUACUUAUCUUUUGAUUUAAAAUAUAAAUAUAUUCGCUUAAUUAGGCUUAAGAAGGUGGAGUACAUUUGAAUUUUAAUGUAGAUGGUUCAGUCUUGAUAUUAUUAUAUUAAAUUUACUAUAUAUCAUCAGAAUAUUAAAAAAAGUUCUCUUUUUAUAUAACUUGCAAGGAUAUGAUAUGGUAAUUCAAAGAAUUAAUAAUUUAAAGUAGCAGUGUUGCUUGUGAGUAAUUUAACAUCUUUUGCUAGUGCAAAACAAAUGUAAUUAAGACAACAGUCUUAACCUUACGUUUAUACUGUCAACACCAUUAAAGAAAUAAUACUUCAAGGAAAAAUGUUUGGUGUCUUUUGUAUAAUAUUUCUGAUGAAACCAUUUUAACCACUAUUAGAUACAAAGAAUAUUUGAAUAUUACAUAGACAGUGCUGUUUGUGAAAUAAGCACCUAAGAUUCUGUUUGAUGUAAAUAAAUAUAAAAAUAAAGUUAUUAGAAAAGUAAUAUCAUCUGUAUAUUUUCUGCAAAUGGAAAAAUACCAAUUUUCAGUCACAAAAGUUUGCAUAUAGAUGAGGGAUAUAAUUUUCAGCUUUUCAUCGUAUUUCUCCUUUAUUUUUUAUUUUCCAAAAAUGUAUUUUUUUUUUAAUAAAGUUGAUUGGUUUCAUAUGCUUAAAAAUUACCUUUAUUUGGUGAAGAAUUUUCGGUUUUUAAAAGAUUAUUUUAGGUUUUAUUUUCAAUUUGGCAUCACACCAUGACGUUGUUAUGGAAAUACAGCAAGUAUGAAUGAGAAGCUGGCGAUCAAGUGACAACUCUCAUAUCACCACUAGAAUUGGUUUGGUUCACAUUAAACCUUCAUAAAAAAAAGUUUUGAGAUUUAAUUUCAAUUACGUUGAUUGUAGCACACUGCCUUUUUCAGACCAUUUGUUAUGAAAUACUAAGGUACAAAGGCAAUAUUAAGAAAACAAAUGUCUUAUAAUAAUAUUUGCACAGAAAUAAGCCUAGAUAUUGGAACUUAUAUGAACAGGGUAUUAUCAAACUGAUCAAAAUUGUUGUUUUCCAAAGCUUGUUAUCAAAUUAAGAUUGUUUUCUUUUAAUUUAUAUGGUCCCAAAUAUUUUAUGAGUGAACAUUUUUGGUUUACGACAAUACAGAGUUCUGUAUUAAAAAAAGAUGUUACAGUUUUGUUAUGGAAAAUUUUAAAUUAAUAUUGUUACGGUUUUCUGUCCAUAGCCAUGGAAAAUUACACAUUGCGUUACAUUUUUCAAAACUAAAAACUGGUUUUCUUAAAGAUGUCCACACUAUCCUAGAAAGGAACCACUCUAUGAGUAUCCAUGCAAAAUAUAUUGUUUCAUGUAUGUCUGGUGCAAGGGUUUAUGUAUUUCAUCCAAGUUUCUUUUUCCUUUUUAAUAUCAAUAUUUAUUUUUCGUACGUAUUUUAGGGAAUGAAUGUACAUAUAAAAAAAAUCAAUAAAAUAUUUGUUGUAAUUAAAUUAACAGAAUUUGUUUAGUCACUGCAUGAACUAACACGUAUAGAUAUAUGGUAUCUAAUAAAUAAUGACUUUUAAACAAAAAUAUUACAUAUUGGAAACAAAAUGAUUUUAGUUUGCCUUUGGUAGUACAUGGAGUAAUAUUGUAUAUUUGUAAUGUACAGAAAACUUGGAGAAACAUUGACGGAAGAAUGUUGUUAAUUGUAAAGAGUAAUCUUACAGUUCGUUUAGGUGAUUAAAUAAUGUACUGUUGUGUCAUUAAUUUAAAACUAAUUGUUCUUUGUGUAACUGAAAAUUGUAGCACAUACACACAUUUAAACUGCCUGUUUGACUACAAUAACACAUGCUGGCAGCUAAUGAAUACCGGUUAUCUGCUUGAAUGUUAUUUCAUUGUGUGUUAUUUAAUAGUGUGUCAUGUUUUGUAUUAGAUACUAAUGAACACCUAGUCCAUGUAUGAAGUGACUUGUAGGUCUAGCAUCUUUUGACAUAAAUGUGAUUUCUUUUUUUGUUUGAAAGUUAACAAAUCUGAAAAUAUUUAGUUAAAUUGUUUAAACCCAAUUAAAAUUUUGAUUGUACUGGCAAGUGAUCUAUGGAAGUUCAGUGUUUGAAAGUUUUAAUUGUAUUUGAGUAUGGGGUUACCGUUACUCAGUUUUGAAGUUAUGCAUGCACUGUAUUUUAAAAAUAUAUUACAAAUUCUGCCAUCAAUUGCGUUCAGUUUUUAUUUUGAAUAACAUAUUGAAUGUACUGUGUGUUAGUUUACCUUUUUUGCCAUGGAACAUUAUUUGUCGGCCCAAAAAGUGUGUUUACGAUGUAUAACAGAAAAUAAUUACAUACACAUAAUUGAAUAAUUUUGUUUUAAGGGAAAUUAUCAUAAACUAAUCCCCAUAAUUAAUGAGUAAGCCUGAACUAUGCAAAUUUGUUUUUGUACACGUUUAGGAUUAAUAAUAAAUGUACCAACAAACAUAUUAGAAUAAUAUUCAUUAUUCUAUGUUUGGUGUGGUACUAUUUUUAACAUCAGAACAUUAUUUUGAAUUGUUAUAUUAUUCUGAUGGCUGCAUUUAAAAAGUUAGUAUGUUAAGAUAAACUACUACUGAGUAUACAUAUAAUGUGAUGUAUGUAUAUUUAAAUACUUAUUGACUUUUAAUGAGAUCAAAUUAAAUGGAUGCCAUGCAUUUCAUUUAAGUAGGGUUUUUGGAAAUUGAUACAAACUGUUUUUCUGUCCCUUUGUUUUGUGCCAUUUAAAAACAUCCAAAAUUCUUUGUAAAUAGGAAGGUCUAACAUAUUAAAAUAAAUUGAAAUGAAUUGUGAUUGAAUAAUAUUCAGAAUAAUUUAUUAUUCGGUUGAAAACUAGCACUAUGAAAUUUAAUUCUGAUUGUACAUAUGUAGUUAAUGUUUCUGUAGUAUUGGUCAACUGUAAUGCGUUUCUGUAUGUAUUACAGCAUGAAUACUUUUUGUGGUAUUGUAUACCUUAAAAAUCCAUAAUCCAGACAUCUGUUAUAGUAAACGUUUACAAAUUGACUCUCACACAAAAUGUAAAGACAAUUUGGUCUUAACUGAAUUUUUUGUAAUAAAUUGAAUAAUAAAAUAAAAUUAAUAGCUGAUAUUUACUGAUCCAAAUUUAGUGUAUUUUUGUAUGUAUAGCCUUAAUUUUUUCCAACACAAAUGUUUGUUUUUUGUUACUUUUUCUUUGUGAGUUAGUUUUUGCUUUUAAUAAUGAAAAGUACUUUCAGUAGCAAAAAGAAAAUUGGCUAUUAACAUUGUCGGUUUCAGAAUUAGUUUUUAUGCCAGUACUUGAAAAGUUUGAUGGUAUGUACAAUUUCAAGUUAAUUAAAUUCAUACAGAAUAUUGAUAAUAUAUAAUUUUCUGUUUUGUAUAUACGUUUGAUGUGCCUGUAUUAAAUUCUUGAACUCUC
Molecule: messenger RNA, 4219 nt
Organism: Gigantopelta aegis
Lineage: Eukaryota; Metazoa; Mollusca; Gastropoda; Neomphalida; Peltospiridae
Product: transmembrane emp24 domain-containing protein 2-like
Exons: 4
Coding region: 55-669 (204 amino acids)
Biological process (GO): Golgi organization; endoplasmic reticulum to Golgi vesicle-mediated transport; intracellular protein transport
Cellular component (GO): endoplasmic reticulum-Golgi intermediate compartment; COPII-coated ER to Golgi transport vesicle; endoplasmic reticulum
Source: RefSeq, a predicted model, not a curated record